GCUGCUGUGUCGUGGUCUCUGGCUCAAGUGUCGUCUUCUGCCCUCUGCUGACUCCACGGGUGGCUUAAUUGAAGAGGAUAGAAAACCCUUGAGCGAAAAACACCCCUCUCACUGAAUUGAUGCUUGGUAGAAUCCACGUAUUGAAAUUACCGUCAGUCAAUAAAACCGUAAGUGGCCCAGCCCGUGCAAGUUUCACAAUUUAGCACCUCAAGAAGAACGGCUCGCUCCGACCUGUCUCGUCACAAGUGAGGCGCUAUGGGGAUAACCAGUGCCUUAGUGUGCCUGAGCAUCUUUGCGGCAGCAGCUGCCGUUUGUGGGUGCAUCAGUGGCCUGCUGCUGGCGCUGAGCGCUGCCGCGGUCGCGCUCGUGGUGAACUCCUCGGUCCUCACCCGCGCUCCCCGCGUCCUCCUGCGCGGCCGGGCGGUGCUCAUCACGGGCUGCGACAGCGGCUUCGGCUUCGAGCUGGCGAGGCGUCUGGACGGCAUGGGAGUCCGGGUGCUGGCCGGCUGCCUGCAGCCAGACGGAGAAGGGGCCCGGGAGCUCGCGAGCAAGAGCAGCGACCGCCUGCGCGUCCUGCCCUUUGAUGUCACGAGCGACGAGCAGGUGCAGGAGGCUCGUGCAGCCGUCACCCGCAUGGGUCGGCAGGCAGACCUGUGGGCUGUGGUGAACAACGCGGGCAUCACACAUUUGGGUGAGGUGGAGAUGUGCAACAUGAACUCGUACCAGCGACCGGCCAACGUGAACCUGUGGGGCACCAUCCGCACAACGAUGGCCUUCCUGCCACUCGUAAAGGCCAGCAAAGGACGGAUCGUGAACAUGUCCAGCAUAUCGGCCCAUCUCCACACAUCUUUCAACAGUGCCUACUGUGUUAGCAAGAGUGGCGUGGAUGCUUUCUCCAACUGCCUGCGCGUAGAAAUGAAAAAGUGGGACGUGAAGGUUGUACUCAUAGAGCCAGGAACCUUCAUUUCCCACACGAAUAUCAUGCAGAACCAGGACACCAAGAGCAUUUACAGGAGCCUCACCGAGAGCCAGAAGACACAGUUCACCAUGGAGUACAUUGACACCUACAUGGAAGCGGUGCAGUCCUUCCGCAAAAUCGAGUGCAAGAACCCUGGGCUGGUGAUUGACGCAAUUGUGGAGGCACUGACAGCUGGCGAACCUGACACGUGCUACCUGGUGUGCUCGUUUAUCGAGAGGGCCAUUGUGUUCCUGCUGAGGAACCUGCCCACUGCAUGGACAGAUAUCAUAUUCACGAACGCGUUGAACGAGAGUAAGCAAAAAAGCAUCCUGGCACGCAAUUCCAUGCUCAAAAGCGAAGGCGGGCUCUCGGGUAGUGAGUUUGAGGCGGAGCUAUUUCAGGCGCUGUGCCGGGAUUUUGGAAUCCAGAAGGACCAAACUACGGCGUAUCACCCCCAGGCGAAUGGGAUGGUGGAGCGUAUGAACCAGACCCUAGCUGGGAAGCUCAAAUAUCUGUUGUUCGGCGUUCCCCCGCUGCAACCGGAGGAAGGGAGCCAGCCCAUAGAGCACCUGAUGGGAACCCUGCGAGGGGCCCGCGGCCGGGCCUACCAACAGGGGGAGGCCGCAAACCAGCGGCAGGAGCAGGGCACCCGGCCCCGCAUGGAACCCCCCCUCUAUUCAGCGGGCUCUAAGGUGUAUCUGCACACCUCGCGCGUACGGGCCAGACAGCCCACAGAUGACGAGGGACGGGAGGAGGCUCUGGAGUGGAGGAGGAGACCACCGCGGGAGCCCCAAGGAAUGGAGCCGCCACCCCCGAGACCGGCAACAAGGGCCGGGGUGGAGCUGGAAACGAUCGGCCAGGCAAAGUCUCGAAAGCGAGCAUCUUCCCCAGCCCCCAUCGGGCAGCUGAAGAGACUCUCGAAAGACACAAGGAUGACGGGAAACAGCUUGUGGCUGACCGCCAUCGCGGCCGCAGCAUCUGCAGGCAUCUGGAUGUUGAGCUGGUCGAGUACGCUAAUGCUGCUGGUGGCGAUCGCCCUCCUCGUGCGCGUAACAAUCCUCGUGGUGAACUCCUCGGUCCUCACCCGCGCUCCCCGCGUCCUCCUGCGCGGCCGGGCGGUGCUCAUCACGGGCUGCGACAGCGGCUUCGGCUUCGAGCUGGCGAGGCGUCUGGACGGCAUGGGAGUCCGGGUGCUGGCCGGCUGCCUGCAGCCAGACGGAGAAGGGGCCCGGGAGCUCGCGAGCAAGAGCAGCGACCGCCUGCGCGUCCUGCCCUUUGAUGUCACGAGCGACGAGCAGGUGCAGGAGGCUCGUGCAGCCGUCACCCGCAUGGGUCGGCAGGCAGACCUGUGGGCCGUAGUGAACAACGCAGGCAUUGCACAGAUGGGCGAAGUGGAGAUGUCCAACAUGAACUCGUACCAGCGAGUGGCCGACGUGAACCUGUGGGGCACCAUCCGUACCACACUGGCCUUCUUGCCACUCAUAAAGGCCAACAAAGGGCGAAUUGUAAACAUAUCGAGCAUCGCAGCCAGACUUCCUUCCGCGUUCACCAGCAGCUACUGCAUCACCAAGAGCGGUGUGGAGAUCUUCUCAACCUGCCUGCGACUUGAAAUGCAAAAGUGGGACGUUAAGGUGAUAUUUAUAGAGCCUGGGAGCUUCCUUCGCCAAACAAAGAUAUUGCAGAACAUGGACUCCAAGAGCAUUUACAACAACCUCACAGAGUGCCAGAAGGCACAGUUCACCCUCGAAUAUAUCGACACCUACUGGGCUGCGGCACGUGAAAUGGGUGCCUUCAAAAAUAGAGACACCGGCCUGGUGAUCGACGCAAUCGUUGAGGCGCUUACGGCGAGUGACCCAAGUGCCUGCUACCUUGUGUGCUCAUUCGUGGAGAGGGCCAUGUUGUUUCUGGUGGGCAUCCUGCCCACCGCAUGGACAGACUACAUGAAUACGAGCAGCUCCUAUGAGAAGAAGCGGAGGAGUAUCCUGGCAAGCCAUGCUGCAUGCAGCGGCAGCAGCAGCACGUGACCACAUUCAUUGCUCGAGCAGCAUGCUAAUGUAGUGGGCCGGCCAUACGUCGAAAGCUUGCGGUUUUUAACGGACUUGGCGGGGUCUAUAAUGAUUAACCCUGUUGUAGUAUUGCUGGAGUUUAUUUUCUCUCAUUUUUAAAAAUCUACCUCACAAUGUACUACAAACAAAAGUAUAAUUCCAAUGUGUGGUGAGGUGUGCCACAUUCAGUUUUGGUGGAAUUUGACAAAUGCAGAUUUUCAUUAUUCGUACAAAUUAAAAAGAACAGUUUAAUGUUACACAAGGUGUUGGCGG
Petromyzon marinus (sea lamprey) is the source of this 3276-nucleotide messenger RNA. Lineage: Eukaryota; Metazoa; Chordata; Hyperoartia; Petromyzontiformes; Petromyzontidae. The record is from RefSeq and is a predicted model, not a curated record.